Messenger RNA from Vigna angularis (adzuki bean), 2156 nucleotides. RefSeq lists its product as uncharacterized. Lineage: Eukaryota; Viridiplantae; Streptophyta; Magnoliopsida; Fabales; Fabaceae. The transcript has 6 exons. The record is from RefSeq and is a predicted model, not a curated record. The coding region runs from base 240 to 2021 and encodes 593 amino acids.
UGUGUUUGUAAUUACGUCUCCCGCUUGACCCAGCUGUCGUGUUUUAAAUACGGCGUCGUUUCGUACGCGGCACGUGACAGUCAGCCAUUGAAGAAAGAGACGAAACAUUGGUUUUCCUCAGCGCCCGCCGUUGCAUUGCUCAAGUGUUGCUAAAGGAUUUAUCAUUUCUUGUUCUGAAAAUCGGAGUCAAACUCUGCUCGUCGUGUUUGUCAUAGCUUCUGUUUGUUUGAAUCAUCGGCAUGGUUCAGCUUAUGAGGUCUGAUACAGAUAAUCAAUGUCUGAAAAAGGUGAAGAUGGAGGUUCAAGAUGAAAUUCCCCCUCUUCACACCCACAAGCGACCCAAAUUGGAAACACCCCCCAAGUGUGAUUCUAGUGAUGAUUCCCUUUCGAUUCCACCAACUUCGUAUAAUCCCUUGGAUGAGCCAAGCCCUUUGGGUUUGCGUCUCAAGAAGAGUCCUUCCCUGUUGGAUUUGAUUCAGAUGAGGCUCUCCCAACAAGAGGAGUCCAAGAAGAAAGAUCACAAGGUUUCUGCUGCCUCUGCUGCGGCGGAUUCUAAACUCAAAGCCUCCAAUUUUCCUGGAACCAUUUUGAAAAUCGGGACCUGGGAGUACAAGUCUAGAUACGAAGGAGACUUGGUGGCGAAGUGUUACUUUGCGAAGCAUAAGCUGGUAUGGGAAGUCCUUGAUGGCUGUCUGAAGAAUAAAAUUGAGAUCCCCUGGUCUGAUAUCAUGGCUCUCAAGGCAAAUUACCCUGAGGAUGGACCAGGCACGCUCGAAGUAGUGCUGGCAAGAAGACCUCUGUUUUUUAGAGAGAUCAAUCCACAGCCAAGGAAGCAUACCUUGUGGCAGGCAACAUCAGAUUUUACUGGUGGACAAGCCAGCCUGAAUAGGAGACAUUUCCUGCAGUGUCCACAAGGAUUGCUAGGCAAGCAUUUUGAGAAGCUCAUUCAGUGUGAUCCACGUCUCAACUGUCUGAGCCAGCAGCCGGAUUUGGUGUUGGAUUCUCCAUAUUUUGAUCCCGGAACAAGUUCAAUUCACGAUCACAUUGAAACAAGUGAUGGUUUUGAUAGAAAAAGCGAGGAGAGAGGUGGGAUUUUUGCACUGCAGGAUGUAGAGUCAGGAUCUGCAGUCCAAUCGUCUUCCUCAAAAAGUGAACCUAAUCUUGGUAAAGCUGUGGAAAAUGUUUCCCAAGAAAUUACCUCACCUAGCCCAGUGAUGAACAUCCAUGCAAUGAAAGAUUUCAGGAGUAGAGGAGCUGAAACUUUGAAGUUUCUUAGUAAUUUGGAUCAGAUCAAAUUGCCUGGACUUCACCCUUCGAUGUCAAUGGACGAUUUGGUAAGCCACAUUGGACAUUGCAUUUCAGAACAGAUGGGAUCUGACAAUCCCAAUUUUGCUGGUGAUGGCCAGUAUAGCAGAUCUAUUCUGGAAGAAUUUACUCAAUACUUGUUCAAUGACUCUCAACAUGCAACUACCUCUGAUGAACAGCGUGUGAUGUCAAGGGUGAACUCACUGUAUUGUCUUCUGCAGAAGGACCCUUCUACAGCAGAAGACGCGAACACAAUGGCCAAAAAUGGCAAUGGUCUGAGAGAUGCAAAUGUGAUGUCAAGGGUGAACUCACUAUACUCCCUUCUGCAGUGUGCAGAGGACACAAUGACCAGAAAUGGUAAUGGUCCGAGGGAUGCAGACGUGCUGUCUAGGGUGAACUCACUGUACUGUCUCCUGCAGAAGGAUACUGCUGCAGCAGAAGACUCAAACACAAUGACCAGAAAUGCCAAUGGUCUUGAUGCAGAUGACAGUGGAAAAGUUGGUGUGAGCAACUCCAACUCCACCCAAUUGUCCCCAGGCAAAACUAAAGUGGCUGAUUUGGAAAGUCAACCUGAUGAUGCUUCUUGCAAGCAGGGGGGGACUGGCAUGUCCAGAAAGGAAUCAUCUGGCGAUUUGCUUCUCAAUCUUCCAAGGAUCGCAUCUCUGCCUCAGUUUUUGUUUCACAUGUCUGAGGAUUCUGUUCAUAAAGUUAGAUAAUUACCAUCUACCUGAACUUGCUAGUUGCAAGAAACCCAAAAGCUAUAUUAUCUAUAUAGUUUUCAACCGUGUGAAUAUUGUAUCUGCAGUUUUUUGCAUGGAUUCAGAAAUUUACAUUGAUGAUGAAUCCUGACA